UGCAUGAGUAAUUGCUGGCGUAGGUCUGGAACUCUCCAUAUAUAGCAGUUCUUAUCAAGUGUGAUUGGAAUACGGCUAUGGCCAGUGCAAGGCACCCUCACAUGUCCAUGAUUUGCACAGAGCCCACCGUAUUUAGUUAUAUACCAUGAUUGCGGGCUAGAAAGCUCCCCCUCAGUCAGCCACAAUGGCUUCAGACCUGCGCCCAGAAUACUCUCUGGAUAGCCUCUCUGCACUCGGCGGUGUAGAGAUAGCAACCUCAGCAUUAAGAGAACGUUCUUUCUCAGAGGCAAAGUUCGGAUCCGAGAUCCGGCAGCUAUGCCAUGCACCAGAGAAUCUCGUCGUGAUCUUUUCCAAUGACUCUGAUCUACUUUCCAAUCUGAACAACUUCCUCGUUCGUCAGUAUCCAGUUGACGGCUCUCCACUGAUGAAGUCAUUGUCGCAUCAAGUACUCGAAGCCCUUGGCAAGUUUUUCUGCGGGGUAUCGCCCCCGCGUGAACUGGAUGGUCAAGAGUUUAAGGACCAUGUCGCAAAGGCGUCGCAGAUUACUCAAGUCUUGCGCGCCCUCGCAGGCAUGAAAUUUGAUAAAUCUACUGAAGAGUUUCCGAAGUCUCAUGGAGCGAGGACUAAGAAAGGGAAAAGGCCAAAAAGGGUGUCCAUUUCUGGUUCUGUGAUGUCAAUAGAAGUCAACGCCGUCGAUUCCGAGGCGUUCAAGGCGCUGGGGCUGGUUACGCCAUCUUCAGAGGUUGAGGCGUCCGACCUUUUGAAGGGCCUCAUGGAUGUUCAUAGAGAGAUACUUUUCGUACGCGUAGCUCAGUCGACCUAGCCAAAGAUGCGUUGCUCAUUACCAGCUAUCAGUACUUCCUUGGUCUACUUGAGCUUGAUAUCGUUCGUGGGCUCGUUUUGCAGAAAGUUUUACGCAUCAUUGCGGCCCCAUCGGACUUUGACCUCCCAAUCCAUAAAGCAGGAGAGGCUAAUGAACUUCUUCCUGCUCUGGAACCCCCUAACACCCAAGUCAAAGUGCAACCUAGGAAGAUUAGGUUCCCGAUGAUUGCACCGGAAAAGGCGAAGCAGGCGUUUGACUGGCCCCCAGGCUUUGUGGAUUGGCCCAUUUAUAUCUCUUC
Cantharellus anzutake is the source of this 1121-nucleotide messenger RNA. RefSeq lists its product as uncharacterized. Bases 185 to 823 code for a protein of 212 amino acids. NCBI's taxonomy places the organism in Eukaryota, Fungi, Basidiomycota, Agaricomycetes, Cantharellales, Hydnaceae. The record is from RefSeq and is a predicted model, not a curated record. The transcript has 2 exons.